GGGCAGAAUUAAGUUUUGUUUCACGUGGCAGAUUCUCCUUGCAACGAGAAAAACUGUUUCCACGGCCAUCGCAGUUGUAUAUGCCUUAAAAUACCCGAUAAAAUAAACAUUAUCGAUUCGAGGGUGAAACAGGCAGGGCCUCCUCGGCGGUUAGCCUGGGAAUGCAGCUGGGUGUGGGGUGGUAGGAGGGAGAUGAGGAUGUAGGAGGGGGAGUUUGGAAAUAGACGGUUAGUGCGUGUGUAUGUAACGUUCAAGUUCUGUGCGUCAAUACCGGUCGUUCUGGGACACUGUACAUCUGGUUUCAACUGUCCCAUCAUGGUCGUCGUAGGUUUCCCACGGAUGCACCCAUAAGACCUGACCCGACCUUAUGCCCGUGACAUCUUCCUGCUGUCUCUCCCACACGCCACCUGACCCAUCCCAAAAUCCUCCAUUACAUCUUCCACCCCUGCGCAUACUCAACGCCGUCCUUCCCAGAAACCUGCCAGAGGGAGUCUUACGCAAGAGACUCAAAUUGACAGGCUGAAAAAAAGGACCUCGUUCCUCACCUCAAGGAUGGAAAAGGACACCGAGACGCCCAAAUGCCGUGUGGCAGCGGUCAUUCCUGCCGCAGGAUGCGGUCAGAGGAUGGGAAACCCUACCCCCAAGCAAUACCUUGAGGUGUCGGGGCGUCCCUUGAUCCUCCACUGCCUGAAGGCGCUGACGGAGCAGCCCUGGAUAGAAAGGACUGUGGUUGUGGCGGACGACCGUGCCAAGAUGGCAGACAUCCUGCGGAAGGAGGGACUGUCUCGAGUUACGGUGGUAACGGGCACGGGCUCCAGACACCGCUCGAUCCGGGAGGGCGUGGAGGAGCUCUCCUCUGAUCCGCCGGAUGUCGUCGUGGUACACGACGGCGUUAGGCCUCUCCUACCUCCGGGGAUUCUCGCCCAGGUCGUCAAUGCAGCUGCGCAACACGGCGCAGCUGGGGCGGUCAGGCCCUUGGUAUCGACCGUGAUAAAACCGGACGCCGAGGGCUUUCUUCAGGAAUCCCUCGUCAGGAGUCAGUUCCUGAACUCUGAGAUGCCACAGGCCUUCAAGUACACGGUUCUCAGAGAGGCCUAUCAAAGGUGUAGUGAGCACGAGCUGGAACAUGGCACAGAGUGUUUGGCAUUGGCACUGCACUACUGCGAGGUCAAAGCGAAGCUGGUGACCGGCCCACCUCAGCUCUGGAAAGUGACUGAUGAAAAGGAUUUGGCAGUGGCUCGAACUCUGGUUCCCAGAUAUACGCGCCAAACUCUUGUCCUGUGUAGGUCGCUAAGUCCCACGGUGCCAUAUGAGGACGGAAUAGGCUUGGAGGGUGAAGAACUGGCGAAGGAUAAAGAUCCAACGAAAAGACCCACCAGUGCAGUAUCCCCCGAGUGUCAUCGAGGUGUUCAGAUGUUCAGCACACGGUCUGAAAGUGGUCACAGUCCGUCUGAACAUCAAAGAGAAACAGAUCUAAAUGAAGGGGAGCCGUCAGGAACCGCAACUGAUGAUCAAUUGCUCCCCUGUGAUCAAGGAUGUCACAGUGUUUACGAAAAGAUAAGGAAGAGUUUAGAGGACAAUAGCCACAGGGUUUUUGUGUCCAAUAACUUGAAAGCUUCCUGGCCGCCAGUUUGUUCUCUCAUAGUCAUCUCCAAUUUCAUCACUGUAGCGUCUUUCAAAGACUUUGCACGUUUCUUGUUCCGGUAUUUAAACCAAAGACUGGUAACCGUUAUACUAGUCCUAACACUAGACCCAGCACUUGAAGGCCUAACGUUAUCAGAAGUUUCUGAUCUCCAACAGUUUCUUAGGGAAGUUUCCAGUGAGAUUUCAACAAAGGUCACUUUACUUCUUAGAAAAACCAGAAACACAUUCUCAAAACAUCAGAAGCCUCAAACAUCUCACUCCAUCGAAAAGGGUACGAGUAACGAAUCCGCGGUCGAAUUGUCUUCCUUUGCAAAUCAUUAUGUAAUGAAAGACCAGAUUUUACCAUCUGGUAACUACGUAUUUGCAGAUGACGAAAUGACAGAGGAUUCUAAAAUACGCGAUUUGAUUGUAGCCAUACUGGAGCAGACUACUAGCUGCUUCCACGGUCAAGUUCUGUUGGCUGAUGAAGACUAGAAAAUACUUUGAAUAAAAAAGAAUUACCUUCGAAAUUGUGUUAAGGAAUAAUGCUUCUUGUACAUAAAUUAUGCAUUUCAUCUAAGAGGUAGUUGGCUCUUCCUGUCAUAUGUGUAAUCACAUCUCCGGCGUUUGAUAUUCUAAAAGAAAACAAAGCUGAUCAUGACUUUGGAGAAAGCAUAUUCUUGAGAAAAAUUAUUUUCAAAACACGAAUAUGGCUGAGUAGUUUACCCUCGAAGUACUUAACAAUAUACUUUUGACAGGUCUGAAUGUACUCAACAUUGAAGUUAUUCAGAAUUUGUUGACAAUAUUCGACAUUCCGUGUAAUCUGAAGGCUGGUUGCACUCAUUACCUCUUUUUUUAUAAAAAAUAUUGUAUGAUGAUUAUGCUAUGAAUAAAAAUCGAAAGAACA
Messenger RNA from Macrobrachium nipponense, 2530 nucleotides. RefSeq names its product D-ribitol-5-phosphate cytidylyltransferase-like. Gene Ontology annotation, biological process: isoprenoid biosynthetic process; protein O-linked glycosylation via mannose. The record is from RefSeq and is a predicted model, not a curated record. The transcript is spliced from 8 exons. Gene Ontology annotation, molecular function: D-ribitol-5-phosphate cytidylyltransferase activity. The coding region runs from base 553 to 2118 and encodes 521 amino acids. Gene Ontology annotation, cellular component: cytosol. NCBI's taxonomy places the organism in Eukaryota, Metazoa, Arthropoda, Malacostraca, Decapoda, Palaemonidae.